AUGGCACAACCGACCCAUCCAUAUCAAUCUUUGAACAUCGACGAACGAGUCAAGCGCGUUCUCUUAAAGACACCAUUAAUAGACGGGCACAAUGACCUCCCCCAACAGCCACGAGCAAUCACGCACGGCAAGAUCUACAACACCCCGAAGUUCGAUCUGGAGAAGGGCUUCGAGCGGGGAAUGACGGAUAUCCCUCGACUACGAGCUGUCGGGGGCCAAUUCUGGUCCAUCUGCGUCCCGUGUCUGAGGUCUGCAGAGAACUUCUCGACCCCGGAGUACUCGGACAUGGCCAGGGAUGCGAUUGAACAGAUCGACCUGACCCUGAGGCUGGUUGAGGCUUAUCCGGAUGUAUUCAAACUCGUCGACGGACCGGGCGAUGUGAAGAGGGUUUACGCCGAGGGGAAGAUUGCCUGUUCCAUUGGCAUCGAAGGACUGCACAUGGCCGGAAACAGCAUCGGAAUAAUCCGCGCCUUCUACAGGCUAGGCGUUCGAUAUUGCACCCUCACCCACGUCUGUAACAAUGCCUUCGCCGACAGUUCCACAUCAAAAGUCGGACCUGUCCACGGCGGUCUAUCGAGUCUUGGCCGGUCCGCUAUCAUCGAGAUGAAUAGACUAGGGAUGAUAAUCGACUGCUCGCAUGUAUCUGAGGAGUGUGCGCGGCAGGUACUAAGCCUCACGCGUGCGCCGGUGAUGUUCUCGCAUUCCAACGUAAAAGCUGUGUUUGAUUGUCCGCGGAAUAUUCCGGAUGAUGUUAUCGAUAUGGUACGCGAGAAUAACGGGAUUAUCAUGGUUACGUUUGUGCCGGAGCAUGUUACGACUAGGCGCGCGGAGGCAAAGAUGGAGAUGGUGCUUGAUCAUCUGUUCUAUAUUACCGAGCGGAUUGGAUGGGAGUUUGUUGGGUUGGGGUCAGAUUUUGAUGGGAUUGCGUCUGUUAUACCUGGGUUAGAGGAUGUCAAGUGCUAUCCAAAGCUGUUGCAGGCGAUUCUUGAUCGGGGAGCGACGGAGGAGCAGUUGGGCAUGGUGGCGGGGGAGAAUAUCCUUAGGGUUUGGAGCGCCGUUGAGAAGGUCAGGGAUCAGAUGAAGGCUGAAGGUGUUCUUCCUGUUGAGGAUAUCUGGGAGGAGCGUACUUGGUGGAGAUAUGAUGGGUACUAUCAAAUGCCUGAUCCUGAUCCAGAAGAUAAACUGGGUUUGGGAUGGUAUGGGGUGCCACCACCAGAGGAGGGAUUGUAUCUUAAGGAAUAG
Messenger RNA from Aspergillus puulaauensis, 1242 nucleotides. RefSeq names its product dipeptidase. Gene Ontology annotation, biological process: proteolysis. Gene Ontology annotation, molecular function: metallodipeptidase activity. The record is from RefSeq and is a predicted model, not a curated record. The coding region runs from base 1 to 1242 and encodes 413 amino acids. The transcript is spliced from 4 exons. Lineage: Eukaryota; Fungi; Ascomycota; Eurotiomycetes; Eurotiales; Aspergillaceae.